Malus domestica (apple) is the source of this 1122-nucleotide messenger RNA. RefSeq lists its product as uncharacterized. Lineage: Eukaryota; Viridiplantae; Streptophyta; Magnoliopsida; Rosales; Rosaceae. The record is from RefSeq and is a predicted model, not a curated record.
AUGGAACAACCUCCCAGAUUUCUCAGCACCCAGUAUCCAUCUAAUUAUGUCUGUAAGCUUCACAAGUCACUUUACGGGUUAAAACAAGCUCCAAGAGCGUGGAAUGACAGAUUUACAAGUUUUCUACCAGCCUUGGGAUUUCAGUCUUCACAUGCCGAUCCAUCGCUUUUUGUUCAAUCCUCUCAACAAGGCAUUGUUGUCUUACUGCUUUAUGUUGAUGAUGUUAUUUUAACUGGAAGUUCUUUUCAGUUAAUAGCUCAGGUCAUCAAAGCUCUUACUACCGAAUUUGAAAUGAAGGAUUUAGGUGAUCUACAUUAUUUCUUGGGGCUGCAAAUUAGUCACACUGCAGAGGGUUUAUUUGUUUCCCAAUCCAAAUACAUCAGUGAGUUAGUUGCCAAGGUGGAUUUACAGGCAUGUAAACCUUGUGCUACUCCCUGUUUACCAUGUCAUCGACUCUUAAAAGAUGAUGGCAAGCCGUAUCACAGUCCCGAUCAAUACAGAAGUAUCGUGGGAGCUCUUCAAUAUCUCACAUUUACAAGGCCUGACAUAGCCUUCUUCGUGAAUCAAGCCUGCCAGUUCAUGCAUAAUCCUAUGGAGUCCCAUGUCAUUGUAGUCAAGCGGAUCAUCCGCUAUCUUAAGGGCACACCAGAUUAUGGGUUACAUUUUAAACCUGGACCCCUAUCUCUUCUAUCCUAUAGUGAUGCCGACUGGGCUGGGGAUCCAAAUGAUCGACGUUCCACCUCUGGAUUUAUCGUUUUUCUUGGAUCCAAUCCUAUUUCUUGGUCCUCAAAGAAGCAGUAUACAGUCUCUCGGUCAUCCACAGAAGCUGAGUAUCGAGCUCUUGCUAUCACAGCUGCUGAACUAUCCUGGAUUCGACAGUUGCUUUGUGAUUUACAUAUUCUCUCUCACGCCCCCAUGAUUCACUGCGAUAACAUUUCCGCCAUUGCUCUUUCCACAAAUCCUGUGUUUCAUGCGAAGUCUAAACACAUUGAGAUUGACUAUCAUUUUGUUUGUGAAAAGGUGACAAGAGGAGAUCUUCACGUUCAACAUGUUUCUUCUGCUGAUCAGUUUGCUGAUAUUUUCACAAAGGGUUUAUUUGCACCCUUGUUUCACCAUCACUAA